Periconia digitata is the source of this 579-nucleotide messenger RNA. The record is from the annotation of a GenBank genome assembly. NCBI's taxonomy places the organism in Eukaryota, Fungi, Ascomycota, Dothideomycetes, Pleosporales, Periconiaceae.
UCGUAUAAGGACGUAACGAAUGUCGCGCUGUUACCAGAACGACCGACGGCCGUGUUCGGCGGGUAGGAGGACGGGUUCGAGGAAAGUGCCGAGGAGAUGUUACUACCACUGGCCAUUAUGGAGCCGUUACUUGAGGCAGCCUUUAUCCAUUAACGUCCGGGACGACGUUGCACAGAAUCAUUGCAGUCUCACAGAAUUCUGGUUCUGCUUGAACUUGCGUAACUUGUGUACCGAAUCUCAAGUGUCACGAAAACGCUCCGAUCUUUCCAUUGGGUCACAACCCCCAUCCAUCGCAUCUGGACAUUGUGUAGUAGAACAACCUGCACCUAUCCAACCUCGUACAACGCGAAGCGAUGUUUUCCAAGUCUUCGAAGUAUCGUCUCGGCACACCACGAGAGACUGGUCUGCGAUUGACGAAGGAGGUUGAAGUGCCAACCAGGUGUCUGCUGUUACGCAAUACCGCAUGGUCGAGUUGCGGCAGAGUUGCGACCGGUGUGAAUGAUACGAACGUUGCACAUGGUGCGGAUGCGGGAGACUAUCACUAUUGCAGUGGAACGUAGAAGAAAUGUGGGUGUUGAC